GAAUGCUAGGGUUUACGACCCGCGCUUCUCAUAUAAAUGGCAGCAGGUGUCCCGUACUCGAACCAUCGAGCCGCCGCCGCCGCCGCCGCAGUUGUCUUCGGUCUUCCGUGCUCACCUUCGAGAGAUCAAGUUGCUGCUGCGGUAGUCCCCAACCAUCAUCAUGCAGAACGAGGAGGGUAAGACGGUGGACCUCUACGUCCCCAGGAAGUGCUCGGCCACGAAUAGGAUCAUCACUGCCAAGGAUCAUGCCUCUGUCCAGAUCAACAUUGGCCACUUGGAUGCGAAUGGCCUGGUGAUGCUGACAGUUCGUUGGACAGGCUGUGGCAGAAGAAGAAGGCUGAGAUCAAGCAGUAGGUCUUUGCACGUAGUUCCACCGGUAAUGGACUCUUGAGGGAUACUGCUCUAGCUAAUGCUUUAGCUGGGGGGGGGGGAGUGAUUCUGAUGUUUGGCUGUUCGUUUGUUGGAUGACCAGGUUUUAGUUUGUCUGGCCAUGCUUGGGUCGCAGCAAUCUGUGGCACGAUGAAUAUCAUUUUGUCAACCUAUUCUUCUCACAUAUUUGGUCGCUUAGUAUUUACUAUUUACAUCAA
Molecule: messenger RNA, 587 nt
Organism: Zea mays
Lineage: Eukaryota; Viridiplantae; Streptophyta; Magnoliopsida; Poales; Poaceae
Product: 40S ribosomal protein S21
Exons: 4
Coding region: 161-391 (76 amino acids)
Biological process (GO): translation
Cellular component (GO): ribosome
Molecular function (GO): structural constituent of ribosome
Source: RefSeq, a predicted model, not a curated record